AUGCCUGCCUUCACCGAUCUGCCCACCGAAACUCUCUCCCAAAUUUUCCACCUUUGCCUCGCCUUCAGGCCCGACGUCGACAACUACGUGCGCAAUACCUCACUAGGGACUCUCGACCCCUCCUUCGCCCGCCAACUUGCGCUCCAUUCCCUCGCGGGCGGCGACCUUGCCACCCUUGAGCAAGUCUGCUCCCGCUUCCGCAUCAUCAUCGCGGGCACGCCGUCGCUCUGGAACGAGCUAACGCUCGACCUACACGGCUUUCAUGCGGACGCGUACCUCCAACUUCCCAUCCGACCCGUCUUCAACCUCAAUGGCCGCAUCAAGCGCGAAGCAGACCAGCACAAAACGUUGAUGUGGCUGCUCAAGCGUGCUCUCCAGCGUAGUCAGAGCUUGCCCCUCACGUUGGCAGUCCGCUCCAUGGGGGAGUUUCCGCAGUCCCCUCUGCGGCUUAUCUUUGCGGAGUCCCGUCGCUGGGAGAGCGUCACGCUUGACGUGCCACCCAGUAUGCAGGUCGACUUUGGCCCGCUGAAGGGACAGCUUCCAAGGUUGAAGGAGCUGCGGGUUCCGACGGUGUAUAACCCGAUGCUUCCCAUCAGUCUUUCUCUCGUCGAUCCUUCGCCAAACCACCUCGUUGCCGUCCUCGCCUCAGCGGAGAAGCUCACGCAGCUCGAAUAUGCCGGCCCGCUUAGGCCCAUCGCCAAACUAUCCCUGCUCCACCUCCGGAGAGUCAAGCUCGGUCCUUUGGGCGUCUACGACAUUCCCUCCCUGCUGCAGUUCAUGUACAGGCUGCCGAUGGGCAGCACGCUAUUUCUGGACCUCAUGCUCAUUGCAUCGCAAGCGGAUCUCAACCGGCUUCACGGAAAGCUACUGGACAAAGGGCGGAACGAGUCGCAGAUUUCGACACUGGAACUGUCUCUCUCCCAUACUGGGGCAAUCGCUCCCCUGCUGGACCUUUUCUUCAGCGCACUGGCAAUGCCACAACUGACGAGCCUCCUCGUUCAUGCCAGCGACGACGUUUACUCGCUAAGCUGGCCAGUCAAUGCCGCCCUCCAGAUGCUCUACCCUGCGAGCAUUGGCCUACGCGAGCUCUACAUCGUCGACAUCGACAUCAAGCAGGCCCAUUUACUCCAGCUCCUCGGCUGUCUUUUGGCCCUCGAAUCGCUUGCAAUUGGUGACAAGGAACUGCCGAUUGCCCCACUCAUCACCGACAGCUUCUUUUCUGCACUUCUUGUCGAUUGGGUUGAUGCCCCGGGCGACACAAUGCUGUUGCCGAAGCUGAAGGAGCUGCAGCUCUGGACGUGUGGGGCAUUUAGCGACGACGUGUUGCGUAGUUUUUUGAUCCGACGAGAUAGACUGGGGUCUGCGGAGAGGUUCAGGCUGGCGUUGAUGUGGGUCCCCGGGACGGAGCGCGUGCUGAGCGAUGAUUUGGCGGGGACAAUUGAAGCGGGGACACAGAGGGGACAGCUAAUGUUUGAGUGUACAGCAUUCCACCGGGCUUGA
Messenger RNA from Mycena indigotica, 1500 nucleotides. RefSeq lists its product as uncharacterized. The record is from RefSeq and is a predicted model, not a curated record. NCBI's taxonomy places the organism in Eukaryota, Fungi, Basidiomycota, Agaricomycetes, Agaricales, Mycenaceae. The transcript has a single exon. The coding region runs from base 1 to 1500 and encodes 499 amino acids. Gene Ontology annotation, molecular function: protein binding.